Clunio marinus is the source of this 351-nucleotide messenger RNA. The record is from the annotation of a GenBank genome assembly. Lineage: Eukaryota; Metazoa; Arthropoda; Insecta; Diptera; Chironomidae.
AUGAUGAUGUGGAAAUGCUCAUUAAUCUAUUCUUUUGGCUUAAGAAAAGCGAUUUUUAAGUUUGGCAAGAGACUCAUCAUGCAAUUAAACAAGCCGUCAAGUGGAAAUUUCAAACAUAAACUUGUGACCUUUGAACUGACAAAUUGGUUUAGCCUGAAAGCAACUCAAGUUGAUUCUAGAACAGUGGGAUAUUAUUUUAUUUAUACUUUAAUCAUCUUACCCGAUUUGCCGACAUUCAUGUUGCCAAGUACUGCAAUCCGCACUUUAGACUGGUGGCAGAUUAUUGAAAGCGACAUUAAAUGGAUGCUUCACAACUUCAAGGAUAAAGGUAAGGCUGAAAUUAAGCUUUAA